This is a messenger RNA of Limanda limanda (common dab), 7095 nucleotides long. It is a transcript of the gene plekhg2, whose product is annotated as pleckstrin homology domain containing, family G (with RhoGef domain) member 2. The record is from RefSeq and is a predicted model, not a curated record. NCBI's taxonomy places the organism in Eukaryota, Metazoa, Chordata, Actinopteri, Pleuronectiformes, Pleuronectidae. Bases 1 to 7095 code for a protein of 2364 amino acids. Gene Ontology annotation, molecular function: guanyl-nucleotide exchange factor activity. The transcript is spliced from 21 exons.
AUGUCUGAGGACAGAAGACGAGCUGCUGUGAAGGACCAUGAGGAACCUGUGAAGGACCAUGAGGAACCUGUGAAGGACCGUGAGGAACCUGUGAAGGACCAUGAGGAACCUGUGAAGGACCAUGAGGAACCUGUGAAGGACCAUGAGGAACCUGUGGAGGACCAUGAGGAACCUGUGAAGGACCAUGAGGAACCUGUGGAGGACCAUGAGGAACCUGUGAAGGACCAUGAGGAACCUGUGAAGGACCAUGAGGAACCUGUGAUGUCCCACAGAGCUCAGCUGCGUCUCUCCAGGGAAACGACUGCUGCAGGCCCCUCGGUCAACGACCCCCCCGACUGUCCCGUCCUCCAUGAGGGCGUGAACCUCGGAGGGAGCUCGUCCUCGGUCACUUCCCUGAGUCUGAAUCCGAUCAUCUGCGACCUCCUGGAGGAUCUGGAGCGGAGUCCUCACGCUGCCGCCAUCGCUGAGUGCUUCGUGGAGAGGAGUGAAGCGUUCGACUUCUACACACUCUACUGCAUGAACUACCCCAACUCGGUGGCGGUGCUGAGGGACUGCAUGAAAAACGAAAGUCUGGUUCGUUUCUUCCAGGAGAGACAGACGACUCUGAACCACUCGUUACCUCUGGAGACGUAUCUGCUCAAACCAGUGCAGAGGAUCCUCAAAUACCACCUGCUCCUACAGGAGCUUUCUAAGCACUUUGAUAAGAGCGUCCCUGGAUACGAGGUCGUGGAGGACGCCAUCAUCACCAUGACGGCGGUCGCCUGGUACAUCAACGACAUGAAGAGGAAACAGGAGCACGCCAUCCGGCUGCAGGAAAUCGAGUCCUUGCUGGUGAACUGGAACGGGCCGGACCUGGGCGGGUUUGGCGAGCUGGUUCUGGAGGGUUCCUUCAAGGUCCUGAGAGUGAAGAAGGAGCGAGCGUUCUUCCUGUUCGAUAAGAUGCUGCUGAUCGCCAAGAAGAGGCUGGAGCACUUUGUCUAUAGCACACACAUAUUUUGUUGUAACCUGAUGCUGGUGGAGACGCUGAAGGACUCGCUGUGUUUCAAAGUGUCGGACCAGACGAUUCCCAAACUGCAGCACGUCGUCCAGACGAAGAACCAGGAGGAGAAACGACUGUGGGUUCACUACCUCAAGAGACUGAUCGUGGAAAACCACCCGGCUUCACUCCCACAGAAGGCGAGACAAGUCCUGGGAGACAACUUCUGUCAAUCGCCUCACUUCGAGCAGGACAACCUGAAGAAGUCCUGCGCUUCACUACGGCCGGAAGACGUCCACGGCUUCCACCGAGGACGACGCCAAUCAGAACCUCCAGAGCUGCUGACCUACACACCUGAGAAGUCCAGGAAGAGUCUCCCGCUGCUGCUGGACGGAAACCUGCCGUACAGACGCACCCGGAGACAGUCAGCUCCGGCUAAAGACAUUGAAGCUGUGUUUCAUCCCAACGGUGAGAACGUCUCUGUGUCAAAGCCGGCCGGCAGCGAUGGCGAGCUGUGCCCGGGCGACAGCAGCAGCACGCUGGCGUCCUCCGUCAUCGAGGUGGAGGCUGAAGCGUCAGAGCAGCUACGACGUAAAAACAAGGAAAAGGAAGAGGAAGAGGAAGAGGAGGAGUUGACGUCACUGAUUGCGGCUCCGACUCUGUCCAUCACCGAGGAGAUCCUGGAGUUCAUCAACCAGAGCCGAGCCCGGGAGGGACUCGCCUCCAUCCGCUCUGACACGAGGGUCCUGGAGGAGCUGGAGGAGAGUCCGACUCCAGCUUACCAGACCAACUUCACCUGCCCACUCCCCCCCGUCGCCGGCCCCCCCAGCCCAGUGCAGAGCACCUCGGGGCAGGACGAGGGGGGAAGCCCAGGAACGGAGGAGGACAGCGCCCUCCACAGGCCGACCGGGGGCUCCGGUGAUGAAAUUAGACUUGAAAAUAAGACUGAGGACAAAGAAAUUCCAGAAAACACGAGAGAAGUUGAAAUGGUAUCGGAGGCAGAUGAAGAGAAACAAGGAGAAAGUUCAGAAACAGACAAAGAUGAGAAUAAAGCUUUGGAUGAGGAGGAGGUUGUCGUGCCUGCUCCAGUUCCAGAUCUUCAUCGCUCCGCCUCAGCAGAAGAAAAGAGAGAGAGCGGAGGCAGCUGUGACUUACCCACCGAAGAGGCAAAGAACGAGGUCACAACCUCCUCGCAAAGUUCAGAUCUCCUCCUUCAGCCCAUCCAGAGACGUCAGCCGCCCAGCAGACGCUCCCACCUCACCAAGCGAGACAAGAAGAUCAUCGAAAAGAUCCGGAGUUACUACGAGGCAGCGGCCGAGGCCGAGGAGGAGGAGGCGGAGGAGGAAGGGGAGCAGGCAGAAGGAGGGGCAACAAGAAGGCGGAACAGCUUCUCACAAAUCCCAUCCGGCUUGGUGAAGGAGUCUGUAUCACGCUUGGAUGUGAGUGGACACCAGGGGGAGCCAGAGAGUGGACAAUCCGUGUCUGAAACCAUCAAUGGAGAGACUUAUGGAGGGACGGAUCCCUGCUUCAGACAUGGUCCCACCUCGUCCCCAGCUCCACUCUCAGCUGAUGGAGCGGGUGGUAGACAGGCAGAGAAACCAAUCAGCCGCCCGGAUUCUGAUGCAGACAGACCAAUGGAGACACCAACCUCUAGUGUGAUGCAGGACCAGGAGACCACGAACCCGGUUGGCGAGACUGGACAGCAGAAGCAUCCGGCUGGAGAAGAGAGUGAGAUACAGGACAACAAUGGAGAUUUCUGCAGUGGACUGUUGGAAGAAGAAGAUCUGUGGGAUACGCAGGAGGGAAAGACAAGUGUUGUUGCUACUGGGAAGAAGGAUGGAGAUUCACUGCAAGGAGAAGGACCAUCUGCUUCCAAACCAGACGACACAACCUGUCCCGAAAACCAAGCUGUGAUCAACAGUUGUGAAAAAACCGUCUCGAUAGAAUCCAAAGAAAGCGACGAAGAGCCGUCUACUCCUUCACGUACAGAGCAGUGUCUAACAGCCGAGACCAGAACUCAGUCGCCCUGGAGCUCAUCCAAACACAGAGAACUGGCCAAGACCAGCGGAAACCUGGAGGGUCUUCCCAGUCAGAUCAAAGUGGGUGGAUGGUCCCGCCCCUCCAGGGUUGUCACCGCUAACCGGGCCUUGUUUGAGGGCAUGGGAUCGGAUGUAGCCAGUUUUGGAUUAUUUGAGUCCAAUCCAGUGGCGGACUCCGUAUCGAUCGAAAACUCAGAGCGUAUUCUGAGCAAGGUCCAAACACUGGCUAGUAUGUACAGCGCCAAAGCCAGCACCAUGAAGGUCCCGCUGCAUCAGAAACGGGCCUACGGGGUCUGGAACCAAUCCUUGGGCUCAGGUACCCGGACUGGACACGCUACUCAGACCCACACGAGGACUCAGCAACAGGUUCGAUCCCAGACUCAAAAACAAAUCCCAGCUCAGUGCAGGCAGCAACCGAAACAGCAAAUGGAAAUCAAUCAAUCAGAAACCAAAACUGGAAUCCAUACUCAGUCUGAGACCAAAAAUCGGAGCAAAACCACAACACAACCUAGGGAACAGCCGACACAUUUCCAAAACCAGGCAAAGAUCUGCAGCCAGAACCAGACCAUGAACAUGGAGAACCAGAGGAUGCAGGAAAAGAGAAUGAUGAGGAGAGCUCAGAGUCUGACAAAUGAUUUCCAGGGGAUGACGUCCUCUGCCUGUCACCUGCAGACACAGGAAUUCACCCUCUCCAGGCCCAGGGACUUUAUCUUCGCCUUGACCAGAGAAAGAGACUCUCGGUUGGGCGUCAGCUGUCCGACCUCCACCUCCCCUGUGGAGAAUCAGUCCACUGGACUCAGAGCUCAGUCAUCCAGUCAAGCCCAAGAGGCGUCUCCAGGAUCCAGACAUCGAAUUGACUCUCUGAAUCACAGCAGAGAGUUUCAAACAGAUGCUGAAGUGACAGACAGAAGAGACGGGUUGGAGCAGAGUGCUGGACACCCUGGGUACUCCAUCAGAGAAGACACAACAAUUGUAAACAUCAUGACAGCACACAAAUACAAUCAGGACACACCAGCGACUCAAGAUAAGGAAACAGCAGAAUGCAAAGUUCCCACAGGGCAUUCAGACAACGAGGAUGUUCCGAGUCUUCAUCCUGGGCCUGAACACUUGGUUUGCACAAAGAACUUGGAUAGAGAGGCAUCGCUGGGGGGGGCGGGCCUCGGAGUAGCGCCUGCUCAGAGCCAGUCUGCUGCAGAGGACCAGGGCUCCAUGGGGCCUCACCAAGGAGAGCAGCCCCCCCUGCAGGAGGAGCACUGCACUUCACCGGGGACAUCUGGGCCGCCAAAGAUCGAUGAGCUGCCAAGAAAUCAGAUGAAAUCACCUGAGACGUAUAAUGCUUUCAAUUCUUCCUCACAAAGCAGGAUGACUCUACAGGGGUCAACGCUGAUCUUUCCUGAGGAGCCGGCUUGCAGCCGAGCUUCAAGAGAACUCGUUGUUCCAGCUCCUCUGAGGCAGCCUUUGCACUUGACCUUUGACCCCUCUGUGGCUUCGAGUCAUGCAUUCACAGAAACCCACGAGGAUCUCAGAGCAGGAGCAGGACCGAGGCCGUCCACAGACCGUCUACCAGCCUUCACCAGCAGGGGGCCACCAGACUCACCCCCCACUGGGGCUGAACAGGCUCCGUCUAACUCCUGGAGUGUCAGUAGCAACGCUCCAUGUGAACACAGGGACAAACCCCAGCAGGACCUCACUCGUCCACCGUCCAGACCUUCCUCCGGGACAACCAGCCUGGUGGAGCGGCCCAACCAACACAGGUCUACCCACACCUCUGACACAGAACUCUGCACAGCGGCCUCGGCCUUCAGACCUGGAUUCAGAGCCUCCUCCCCUUCUCCUGUUAGAAACUGCCCCGCCUCCUCUCCGCCUCCGACCUCCUCUUCUGCCGUGCGAGCGCCUCCUUGCUCCUCCUCAUCCAGGGUCGUUCCAGCAGCUUCUCCAACCGGUGUGUCUGUAGAUGGCUUCACCUCCACGAACAUGUUCUCCGACGCCCUUUCCUGUGUAUCCAUGACUCCCUCUUGUGGCAGAGUUUCCUCCAUGAGAGUCCCACCGGCCUCAUCUCCAGCACCAACUGCUUUCACCUCCUCCUCCUCCUCCUCCUCCUCCUCCUCCUCUUCUUCUUCUUCAGGGAGGUCCUCAUCAGUAAGAGCAGGCCUUCCUUCCUCCCCUACACCCUCCUCUUCCCUCCGCUCCUCCCCCAUUGCCUCCUCCUCUGCAUUUACCAGAUCAUUAGCCGCCUCCUGCAUCAGUCAGUCUAUAAGUCAGAGUAUGGCAAAGAAGAACACCGCCCGGCAACAAGCCCCGCCCAUGAAGUCAGUAAACCCGAGGCCCUCCUCCACUCCAUCCUUACCCUCCGCUCAUCUACGACAGCGCUCCCCUUCUCCUAAACUGCCUCCCAGUCACCACAGCUCCAGUUCACCUGCUCAUGUCCAGCCAGGGUGCAACAAGGAUGGGAACCAGCAUCCAAGGUGUCCAGCGUCCUCCCUCCAGUCCUCGUGUCCUUCUCUGUCCCCUCACCUGCCUCCUCAUUCCCUCUCACACCGGCCUCCUUCCCCAUCUACGAGUACGGUCCGUUAUCAAUCGACCCACUCUUCUUCGACUCCCGUCCAUCCUUCACUCCUUCAGUCACAAAUAGAUUCGCUGCAGAAUGCAAACAACAACAAUAACAACAAGUUAGCGGGUUUAACCACUUGGACCAGCAACCUGAGUAAUACCAGCAGUGGCAUGAGUGGUGCUGACUGCAAUGGCGGCUGGUCAGGAAGUCCACAGAAAGCUCCAUCAGCUGAUCCCAGCUCUAAUGCCACAGAUUCUCUCUGGUCAGGGUCUCACAACCGUGUCGCUCAACCUUUUACUGCAUCUGAACCAAGCUCACGGGUUCAAUCCCCAUCUCCGACCCCGGCUCCUGCUGGGUUUACUCGGCUCUACUCCCCACCUCCUCAACACAACUACUCCUCCCCCAUGGCAAACAAACCUCCUCACCCCCGGAGCACAAGAGCAGGGGCUACAAGUUACCAUAAUCCACUAGGCCUGACUUUAGAGCUACCCACUUCCUCCUCAUGUCUGAGCCCCCGGAUCCUGUCCCCACCCCCGAUUGGUGUGUCAGUGAAUGUUUGGACUAAUAACGUCGCAGCACCUCAACCGAGAAACCCCAGAUUUGCUUCUGCUUCUUCUCCUUCAUCACCCUUUUCUUCCUCAUCAAUGUUCGCUUCCUCACCAGUUCCACUCCACAGCUCCAGAGCCCCCUCCCCUUCUGGCCCCGCUGCCUCCCGACUCACCUCCCAAACACUCCGGAGGUCUUUCUCCUCCAACUUGGCCGACAGACCCCCGAGCCCAGUGCGUCGCUCCUGGACCGAGAGCGGGCGCAGGUCCUUCGGUUUCAGUGGAAGUGAACGAGGGUCCUUUGACCAGCAGGAGUCCUGUCCACCUAGUCCAAGGAGUGGAUGGUCCUCAUACAACAGCUCACCUCCAUGCCUCAGCCCCCAACCGGGGCUUCACUCCCCUCUUUCACCCCCAGGGAAGGGCACCCUUGGUGGGCAGCAUUUCACCAGUGUGCCUUGGCCGGAUGUCCAAGAGCUUUCGAGCAGAUAUAAUGGGACUGAUGGCCUCGAUGUUAGUGUCACUACCGCUAUCAUUACCUCCUCUCCUUCUCCUCUCUCUCCACUCUCUCCUUCUGUCCUCUACUCUCCCACUCCAUCAGAUAGCCACAAAGAAUGGGGCGACCCAGAGCUGGAAGACGGUAACUGUCGAAGCCAGCUCAUCUGCGCCUACGUUUCCCGGCCCGCCCACGAACAAACCCUCUCCUCCUCAGGCAUGACCUUCCCUCCACUGACCUCCCAUCAAUACCAAAGCCGCCCAUCCCAAGUCAAACCACAACCUCAGGUCCAAAUGGCCACUAAAGCGCCCUCUGCACCAUCAAACCACUCCCCCUUGCCCCCAAGCAGCAGACCUGGAGGCUGCUGCCUUGCUCGAGGGCACCUCAGCAGUCACUGGAGGCUGAUCUGGAUUCCAUCAGGACUCUCCCAGGAGAACGGCCCCAGUGGGACGUCUGACAUGGAUGUGAUGGAUUUGCACUGCUCAGGCUGA